GCCAUAGCCGAUAGAUUUCUUUUGCUGGCCUGUGGUAGAGUGUGCUGCAAAAUGGCUGACAAAUUAAAAAUACACACGCGAUAUCGAAGUUGUUUGUGGAUUUUAGUGUUCACCUCGUGUAUCAGAUACGGCAAUGGACUUACAUGCUAUUGUCAAGGGCACUGUCCCAAUGACAAUUUCAAUGGCACAUGUGAGGCUAGACCUUUCAGCCAGUGCUUUGCUGCAGUGGAAGAAGUGUAUAAUCCUGACACAGGUUUGCCUGAACCUGAAUUUACCUAUGGAUGUUUGCCUCCAGAAGAAAAGGGUCUCAUGCAGUGCAAAGGACACCUUGUUCCACAUUUAGUACCCAAGUCUAUACAAUGUUGCCACCAGUCAGAUCUCUGCAACAGAUUGCUAUCUCCAAUGUAUGAGAUACGCAGUACAACACCAGAUCCCAAUUCUGGAUUUGGAUCUGAUCAAAAUGUUCAUUACCUAGCCUUACUAGUUUCUGUGACUGCUAGUGUUAUCAUCCUCUUUGUUAUGGUGGUUUGUGUUUAUCUUCAUUACAAAAGGAAAGAAGAUAAGCGUCAAGUUUCUAUCAUUAAAGCUCCUUGCGCACCCUACCUUGGAGGCAAUUCAACAAUCAAAGACAUGGUGGAUCAUAGCCAAAGUUCUGGAUCAGGUUCUGGUUUACCUUUACUGGUUCAACGAACAAUCGCAAAGCAACUUGUUAUGGGGCACUCGAUUGGUAAAGGCCGUUAUGGUGAAGUUUGGAUGGCCAAGUGGAGAGAAGAAAAGGUUGCCGUUAAGGUGUUUUUUACUACGGAAGAAGCUUCUUGGUUCAGGGAAACUGACAUUUACCAAACUGUGCUCAUGAGGCAUUCACACAUCCUCGGAUUUAUUGCUGCCGAUAUCAAAGGAACCGGUUCAUGGACACAGAUGCUUCUCAUCACUGACUAUCAUGAACUUGGGUCUCUGCAUGAUUUCCUGCAGCAGUAUGCUCCCGACGGAGUAGCGGCUGGAAGGUUAGCGUUUACCGCUGCUAGUGGUUUGGCUCAUCUGCACACGGAAAUCUUUGGUACAAGAGGGAAGCCGGCCAUUGCUCACCGAGAUAUCAAGAGUAAAAAUAUUUUGGUAAAAAGAGACUGGACUUGCGCAAUAGCAGAUUUUGGCUUGGCUGUCAGAUACAUUAGUGAGUCCCAAGAAAUUGAUAUUGCUCCCAAUACGCGUGUUGGAACCCGUCGCUACAUGGCACCCGAGGUGUUGGACGAAAGCCUUAACAAAUCUGCCUUCGAAGCCUUCAAGGCAGCAGAUAUAUAUUCGUUCGGUCUUGUUUUGUGGGAAAUCGCCCGGCGUUGUAACACGGCUGCUACUACAUUCAGCGAAAUUAUUACGGACGAGAGCCAAGAAAAAUUGGUUACCUACGGGCCUGACGACUAUCAACAACCGUACUACGACUGUGUUCCUUCUGACCCGUCGUUUGACGACAUGUAUAACGUGGUGUGUGUCAAGAAAGUACGACCGGAUAUUCAACCGCAUUGGCUCACUGAGGAGCCUCUAAAAACUUUGGCUCAAGUAAUGCAAGAGUGUUGGCAUCAAAAUCCUGCUGCUCGCUUGACAGCUCUGCGCGUCAAGAAAUCAUUGACUCGCAUCAACGAUGAAUCUGAUAUGUACAUGUACAUCGAAAAGUACAACGACAAAGAAAUGUUACCAUCCGUUUAAUGCUCAGAUGGCCAGCACAUGAGUUUGAAUCUAAUAUGACCAAGGGAUGGUGUUUCGUCUUGCUUGAAACGUUUCUCAAUAUGAUUUUUGUCCGUUCCUGUAAAUAAGUUUUUUGUGUAAAUGGGUUUUCUGAAUGUGAAUCUGUUUGCCUUUUGUUCUGAUAUUGCUCCAUUGCAACUGCCGUGCCAUUAAUAAUUGUUGCCUCAAGCCUGAAACGGAUCCAAACAAAUAAUGUUGAUGUCUUAACCAAACAAGCGUCUUCUCCAGCUCAUUUUAUUACUCUCCAAUUGCUUCUCGAAAUCGUUUUAUUGGCCUUAAACGUGUAAAUACAAUGAACUGAAUCAACGUA
Daphnia carinata is the source of this 2050-nucleotide messenger RNA. RefSeq names its product bone morphogenetic protein receptor type-1B-like (gene tkv). The transcript has 8 exons. Bases 52 to 1701 code for a protein of 549 amino acids. Lineage: Eukaryota; Metazoa; Arthropoda; Branchiopoda; Diplostraca; Daphniidae. Gene Ontology annotation, biological process: protein phosphorylation; BMP signaling pathway; dorsal/ventral pattern formation. The record is from RefSeq and is a predicted model, not a curated record. Gene Ontology annotation, cellular component: signaling receptor complex; plasma membrane. Gene Ontology annotation, molecular function: SMAD binding; ATP binding; transforming growth factor beta receptor activity, type I.